This is a messenger RNA of Plasmodium cynomolgi strain B, 3758 nucleotides long. RefSeq lists its product as hypothetical. The record is from RefSeq and is a predicted model, not a curated record. The coding region runs from base 297 to 2711 and encodes 804 amino acids. Lineage: Eukaryota; Apicomplexa; Aconoidasida; Haemosporida; Plasmodiidae. The transcript has 9 exons.
AAGUUAAAGAAUUGCCCCUACUGAAGAGUUUACUGUUGACACUGUUCAAAAAAGGCCCGAGGGAGGGCCAUUCCUGGGGGAAGUACACAUCACCCCUAAAAAUUGCAAUCACGGGGAAAAUCAAAAAAGACGCUAAAAGGUUGGCUGAACAUCUAAGGAGGACCUUCCCCCUAAAGGUGUACGAUGUUGAUGAGAUCGAAGAGGACGUCCGACGGAUCUGCAGCGGAGGGAGCAAUCACGAUGGUAAGUGCAGCAGGUGGGCUGUAGCCAAGAAGAAGAAACGGGCGCAACUAUAAAUGAACAAAAAGAGAAUCGCCAGGAAGAUAAAAAGGAUUGCUCAAACAUUAAGACAAAAGAAUUAUGAAGAAAAAAACAGGGACAGUCUCUACGCCGAUUUGUUGUACUACCUCAUAAAGUACGACUACGACCUCUUCCAUGUGAGCAGAAGGGGAAGGAACAGUAAAGGGUUAAAGGAAGUCUCCACAAACGAAGAAACAAAGAAUUCAAAAAGGAACAAGUACAGAGGAUACAUCAUCGUCAACUUUUUUUAUUCCCUAAAACAGUACGUCCUGUUUGAGCUGAAAGUGAAGAAGCUUUUUAUAUUCAACGAUUUUUUACAUGAACAUGUUCAUAAAUUAGAAAGGGGGAAAAUACCACGUGAGGAUAACGAACCCUGUAACAAUCAACCAGAGUUGCAAAGAAAAAAAGGAGACGCGAAACAGGGAGUGAACUAUGCUUAUAGGAAAACUUCACCUGAGGGAAAGAACAAACAUAGUGCUAAUAAAAAAAAGAAAAACGGUAAAGCUGGCACAGAGGUGAAUCCCCUACACAAUGAUAACGAUGUAUACAGAGAGGAGGAAGUUACAACAGAACAGCUUCGAACCCAUGAUAUGGAAAAAAAAAACAUUUUAUUUUUCUCCAAUUUUAUUUGCAACAUUAUUGAUUCGAAUCACAUCAAGGGAAGACAUCACCUCUCCGGGGCGACUGACUUACACUUCCAUAUUGAUAGGAGCAAUAGGGAGAUGAAUAGAAUUUUAUUUGGUCGUAUCACCAAGGGGGAACUCUCCACCGAGGUUGGCCGAGAAAAGGACAAGGGUGACCACACGGAGGGAAAGUACUCUCCAAAGAUAAGUGAUGGAUUCGUAAAACUGAAAAGAAUCAACACUGCUACUGUGCUCAGAGGGGAAAGCGACACAGAACUUGGGAAUCCACAAAGUUGUAAAAAAAAAAAAAAACAUACAAUGAGGUGCAGAAUUGUAAGUGAGAAAAGGGUUCCUAUAAAGGCUCCUAAAAAGGGACAAGGCGAACAAGACACCAAGUGCACCUUUUCGGAUAACCAAGCAGUCGAUCCUGAUGAGGAAAAGUUCCGCUCCAAUUUGCAUCUAAUGAAACGAAUUUUCCAGAUGGACCGAAAUUGCCAAGAGGUAGAGGCAUUCCUAAAAGCCUACGACGGGGGGUCCACAUACCCACGGUUUCAUCUGCUGGGGAGACACCCGUGCAGGUCGGCGAGUCUUUUAGUUUCGAAGAUUUUGCGCAGUGGACGGGGGGGGAGACACGUGGAAAAAACGCGCAGCGGAGGGGAAGUGGGUGACCCCGGAAGGGGCAUAAGCGAAAAAGACACCAAAAUGGAGGGUAACUGUGGUGCUAAAACAGACUCUCAUCCGAAGGGGGAUCCCCUCCCCAGAAAGCUGGACAGCCACACGGCCACCUACUUCAAACUUCGCUACUGUAACAUCGUCAAGGAGUACGUAUGCCACCUCUUCAACCUCUUCGUGUGGAAACAAAAUCUGAAAAAAAACAUGCAGCAGACGGUCCAACAUGUACACAGAAAUAUACAAAUGUUCACACACGAUGUGGACAUUGAACCCAUUAACGAAAUUAUCCAGUCUUACAACCAGUUGAGAAAAGGGGUAGUUCAAAAUAAAAAAGUGGAGCUAGUCCUGUGUAAUGCAAUAAACAGCAUUAUGAUAAAAACGUGGGUGCAAAUUUUGAAGGGGAAGAAUGAGUUUAGACAGAAAGAGAAAAUAUGGAUACAGAAAUGGAUGGAUAUGCAAAUGUUCCUCCUGAUUUUUUUCUCCUUUUACUCUAUCAGCAUAGAACAUGAGCUGUAUGUUAAGCUGUCCCACUUUGUAAAUGAAAUGGUGUGUUGUCUACUGAGUCAGGAGGAUGGGCCACCAUCCAAAAAUGAGAAAGAGAAAUACUUGCUCAUUUUUAAUUAUUUCCCAAAAAGUAAAAAAGAUUUUUACACAUUCGAGGGGGACAAUUAUCAUUUCCCAUUUGUACAAAAUGUUCGAGAGGAUGUCCGAAAAUUUUUAACAGAACAUCUGAAUGGAAGAAGUUCGAGCAAGGGGAAAAGUGAUGAGUCCAGUAGCCACGACAGCCCCUUCCACGCAGAACGCGAAAAGGAUGCCCUCCGCUUGGCCAAAGAGUUCCAUUUUUUAAGCAGCUGCAAAUUUGUUCACAAAUUUAAUUGCCUUCUCAACGAUACGGUGUCUACUCUCAGAGCGUAUUUUUUCAUUUUUCACGACCUCAACAACUAUAUCCAUGAUUUUAUCGCUUUGCACUACUUCGCCAUCUACAAACAGGGAGGCUUCGAAAAAGAAAAGAAGAAAGACACCUUCGGGAUGGAAAUGCAAAAGGGAGAAAAUGGAGGAAGAAGCUUUCGCCUUGCUUGGUCCAAUCUAGAAAGAAGGGGGAGGAUACCUCGGUGAAUGAAACAGUCUUUCCGAAAUAACAUGAUGUUUAUUUUUUUAAAAAAUAUCGUGAGUCACAUCUUUGUUGAACAUCACUCCGUUAUGAUAUCCAGAGGGGACCUCCAAAAUGCUAUCACGAAGAGUCUCCUUUUUGUAAAAGAUAAGACAGAACAAGUAAAUAUCUACAAGCUUAUUGGUGUUACUCUCCUGGGUGCCUACUUCAAAGAACGAAGUGUGUCUCCGGAGUCGUUCCUCCUACAAGGAAAUCGGAAAAACGAUCAUAAUGAUUCGCCAUGUGUCUUUCUUGGGAGGGCCAUCAUUUUCCCGAAUUACUUGAACGUCCUGGAGCAAAAGAUGGCAUCCAAGGGAGAGCUCAGUGGGAGCGAACGACUGCAGGUGCUGAGGGGCUGCCUAUCCUUUUGGGCAAGCUUGACUGAUGGGGACAGCCCGCUUGGCGGAGGUGGUUUGGCUGAGCAGGGGGUGACCGCACGGGCCGAAAAGGGUGGCUCGGAAGACGCCGGGAAUGUUUUCUCAGAGGAUCCAGCUAAACACGCAGCUAGCCAAAACUACGCAGAAAAAAACCACCUGAACAACACACACAAAAAAAAAAAUUGCGAAGAAAGCGUCGACUACUUCACAUUCGCACAGUUUGCCGCCUUGGGAUUAUUCGACUUCGUGAAGGACACACAAAAAAAACUCACAAAGGAAGAAAGAAAAAAGCAAAACUACGAAAUUUAUCUGCUGAAUAAAUUUGUUUUUAAUUUUUUAUUUUCACUUAGUUUAUUUCCUAAUUUUUACGAACAUGUCCAAAUUUAUGUAAGAAAAUAUUUGUUGAAAAAAAAUGCAGAAGUGGUCUCCUCCUUUGAAAAGUGCGUGAAGGAGAAAAUGAAGAGUAUAGAGGAGAGGGGGUAUGUCCACGUCGCCCCUGCACAGGCAUGGGGGGUGGGAGUAAAUGAUUUGAGAAGGGGGCAAGACCAUUCUGCGACGCUGUUUAAUACAAAAAAAAAGGUGCGGGUAAAAGAAAUACUCAUUUUUUUUCACACCAGCUAUCAUUACGACUGUUAA